AUGAAUGAUGUUAGGUGCCAAUCUCUGUUUUUCAUACGUCUUCCUGACCUACGAAACUGCGCUGUGAAGGUUACAGUGAGUUCUCAAUUGGCAGGAACUGGGAUUAGAACGGAACAAAGGAAGAUGUGCAGGCAGCUCUUGCUUCUCCACCAAGAUGUCCUUUCUUCACCUGUUCCUGGAACAUUGGAUCAAAUUUCAGUGGUUAUGAUGAUACCCUUUUACAAAUCAGGAAAAAUUCAAACUUAUAUGGAGAAACAUGGAGCUAUAAUGGCAAUGCCAGAGAGAGUUAUCCCAGCUGUCUUUCAAACCUGCCUUUCUUAUACACUUACAGCCAAACUUGCUCCUAAUUGGAACCAAGCUGGUCAUCUGUUGAUACAAGGGAGAGGUUUUCUGUCACAACCAGGAAAGCAAAAUGCAGUUGUUAUGAACAUCAAUGUAUCGGAGACUCAGCUUUGCAUUAGUGUAGAAGUUUGCACAGUACGGCUACCACCACCUGAGCUAGAAGAUUUUGAUAUUUCAGCAAACAUCUUAAAGCGAUUUGACAAUAAUAAUAAUGUAGUCAUUCAAAGAUGUUCUAUUUUAAGUAACUGGUGCUAUGUUUUACCAAGCAUGAAAAUGGGUCAGGUUAUAAGCAUCAGUCAUACAAUUCCAUCUGAUUCUCCCUUUCGGUCAUAUGGCGAUUUGCAACUGCAUUGGGAAAAUCUGUACGGCUAUACUCUCCCUGAGGAUCCUCAGACGUAUUGCAGCAUUUAUUUCAAGAUGAUAGGGGAGCAACUCUUUACAUAUCUUUUAUAUACUUUAAUUGUAUAUCCUUUCAGUUGCAUCAGAAGUCAGCCAGUGCAGUACUUUCCUAGAGUACAUUUAGAAGAUGUUUUAAAUGCUUUUGUUACUGAUCUGAAGACUAUCAUUCCUCAUACAUGUGGAUUUCCUCUUAAGAUGACAAGUAAAGCAUUGUACGCCACAAAAGAUCUUACACAAUCUUCUGCACAGAAAGUAAACUCUAAAGCAACCAAUCUCACUGGAAAAAGGAAUUGCAAAGUAACUUUGACUCAAGUAAUUCCCCCAAAAGGCAUGUUCAGUCCUUCAGCAGGUAAUACAGAAAAUAGCCACAAGAUGGAGCUUAAAGUCAACCAGUCAGAAACAGACAUUUUCUCUAAUUUCAAUUUACUAGCAGAAGAUGAGGCAAAGCAGGGAAGAGUCUAUGGCAGGAAGCAAUGGAAAACUCCUAAAGAACCUGCGCUGAUGCUGAACUCAAAAGAAUCUUUUCAAAUGUCAAAGAAGUCUUUAAAAAAAGAUCCCACCAGAAUCAUACCUAUUUUCAAAGGAAAGCUGUUGCAGAUGGAUAGGCAAGCAACAAACACCAUCCAUGGAAAGAAAAAGCAGAAUGUUUCACACCAUUCACCAAAGGUUAUGAAAACUAAUACCGCUGCUAAACUGGUUCUAUUCAAGUCCAGCAAAUAUCAAGUUAACCAACCAUUACAUGUUGCAUCGUUAAAAAAUAAUACAAAUAGAAGUGUUCUUCAGAUGCAGGUUGAAAAACCCAAUGUAAAUUCCACUAUAUUUUCGUUGAAAGGUAAAAAUGAAGAUUUUGGAUAUCUGCCUAAUUUUGCUUUCAUUAAUAGAGCAGUUUUAGAUAGGAAUUCAAGUAAAAUCAAAUCCAGGCGGCUAAAUUCCUCUUUGAUGCCUAUUUGUGACCAAUCAAUGCAGCAUGCAUCAACUAUUCAUCAACAUUUGAAUAAACCUGCAAAUCUUAGUACAAGCCAGAUUGUACUGAGCACUGGAUCAAAGAAACCCCAUCUCUACAUAUCUCACUCAGAUAUGGAUGGGAAAACCCCCAGAACAUUUCACAAUCAAACACGAAGCCUGACUGAAGAAGCAAAGGCAAACGCUUACAAAUUAACCAAUUCAUUGUGCAAGAGAAACAAACGGGGAGCUCAAAAAGAGCCAGUGUUGCUAGCUGAGAUGUUCUUGGAACAGCUUGAAUGA
Molecule: messenger RNA, 1986 nt
Organism: Elgaria multicarinata webbii
Lineage: Eukaryota; Metazoa; Chordata; Lepidosauria; Squamata; Anguidae
Gene: C7H18orf63
Product: chromosome 7 C18orf63 homolog
Source: RefSeq, a predicted model, not a curated record